Molecule: messenger RNA, 1935 nt
Organism: Alligator sinensis (Chinese alligator)
Lineage: Eukaryota; Metazoa; Chordata; Crocodylia; Alligatoridae
Gene: WDR25
Product: WD repeat domain 25
Exons: 3
Coding region: 403-1173 (256 amino acids)
Source: RefSeq, a predicted model, not a curated record
GGGGAGGAGGGAGACGCCGCCCGGCACCUGCAGCCCCGCGCCGGGCCCGGCACCCCCGAGAGACGCUGUGGCUGCCCCGUCCCGGGACCCGGGUUAGCGGCUGAGAGCGAAGGGGGAGAGCCAUCCCCAGUGUCUUGACCUUGUUUGUGCCGCCUCUUUUUUGGGAAGGGGGUUUCCCGGGGGUUUGGGGCCGCAGCCCUGGUGCCCAUUUGCAAAAUGGAGCAGCUGAGGGCGCGGGGCCCGCCCUGCGCCGGGGCUUUACUUGGGUCGCGCUCGCUGGGGCCUGGUGCGGAGAGGUACACACACAUUACUGAGGAGCGUCCCCUUCACAAACCAAGAGAUAAUCAUCAUUGUGGAGGAUUUUAGCACAGAGAUUACUGGAUUUUGCUGUAUCUAACCACAAUGAUUUCAUCCUUGGUUGCUUAUGAUGAUUCAGACUCUGAGACAGAGACUGGAAAGGCUGAAGAUCCCCAUAUGUCUAGUAGAAAGACAAAUCCUGCAAGUUCUGCUGUGAAUCAUCUUCAGUGUUUUGCACCUGGUGGUUUAGACAAAAAAUUCACCUGCAAAACGCAGCCUGCUGAGAACAUUGGCAGUUCCACAGCAAGCAUGGUUCAUAAAGAUUGCUCUGCAUAUUAUGUACAGACUAAUAAGAGGGAGCUGACAACUGCUUAUCCUAGCAAAGUAUAUCCUGGCCAUACAGUAUACAUGUCCUAUAAAAGCUGUGACCAAGCAUCAGGCUCCUUGAUAAAAUCAGAACUUCUUUCUGGAAAUAGCACCUCCUCUCAGAAGAGAGUACAUAAAGAUGAUGUUGCCGCCAUCUCGGGAAUCCGACCGUAUAUCCCUAAAAGACUACGUCAAGAAAAAUCUGCUAGUGUGUCUGAAAGAAAAGAAUCUGAAGGACAGGGAGAGAAGACAAGUGAUGAAAUUAAACCAGAUAGAUCAGGAGAGAAAAGUUCCACAAAAAUUUCUGAAUUUAUUAAGCCAUAUUUAGGAUCUAAGUAUAAAUCCACUGAAAUCCCAAAGAACUUGGUGUUUCAGAUAGCCAAACACAGAGGUCCCAUUAAUAAAGUCCAGUGGUGUCCUGUGCAAGAAUGGAGUCAUAUGCUUCUCUCAGCUUCCAUGGAUAGUACAGUCAAGACCAGGUUGAAGAAUGUCAUGAGAUCAUCAAAAUGACCUGAAGUGGCAGACUGUUGGAUAAAUCUGGAUUACUUUCCAGGAGAAAGAGUAAAAAAAAUUAGGAAAUCUGCAUUGAUUCUUUGGGCAAGUGAAAUGGUAUUAUGAGAUACAAAUUGUAUUAACAUAAUUACCAAAUAAGGUAUUUGUACUCCUUUCAAUGUUGUCUGGUAAUCAUUUGAGAUACUUUCUAUCAAAAAGAUCAGUUAAAUGUGAAAAGGUGAAUUAACAAAUAAAAAGAAAGACGAAAGGUUCUGUUUCAUGUAUACACACUGAAUAUCUCCAAGAGGAAUGAAUCUGAGCAUUCUAAAGACGUGUUGACAUUGUGGGAAUUCUUCAGAGACAUAAUUUUUUAAAAAUAAUUUUUGCUCAAAGUAUAGAGUCAUUGAUGUUAGUAGCUUAGUGUUGCUGGAAAAUACUCUGCAAUGGUCUAUGGUCUUUUCUUUUGAAUGUGUUAAUGACCUAUUGUCCCUUGUUUUUGGGUGGGUUUUUUGUCCCUUAUAUGCAAGAGCUGAUGCUUAGAUAUUUUUUUUCUGGCCGGUUAAGACUUGCCAAAAGUAUCUGCUGCUGGGGAGAUUAUUGCUAAAACGCUUAGAAGGAAAUGUAUAGAAAAAGACAUUAUAUUACCUAUUGUAUUAUCAUAGUGUAUUUUUUCUCCUGCUGUUAAGAUAAUGUCAGUAUAUAUUUAUUUGAAGUUUGUGUUUUAGCCAUUGUUCUACAGUUUUGUAAUGCUGUAUAAAAAUGAUUGAAUUAAAAACUCUC